UAAAAAUAAAAAAUCGAGUGCGAAAGUUUCAUAAUUCACACGCACAUUUUGCGUCUUCUUCUCGCUUCCAUUUCUCUCUCACACACCACUCUGCUCUCUCUCUCUCACUGCCGGAACCCUAAUUCGAUCUACCGGACUUCGAAAUCACCGUGAAUCAGUUGUUGAUGCAGUAGUAGAUGACUGUGCAUUUGGGGAAUACUUGAAGAGAUCAACGGGGUUGGAUUUCCUCGCCGAAUGGAGGGAGGUAGCGUCUCUAGACUUACUUCUUCUGGGAUAUACCCAUGGAUUAUGAUGACAAUGAUUUUCAAAGCCAGAACCUCCAUUUAGCUGGUGAAGGGAACACGAAAUUUCCUCCAGUAUUAAGGCCAUAUGCUCUCCCCAAGUUUGAUUUUGACGAAAGCCUUCAAGGGCAUUUAAGAUUUGAUAGUUUGGUUGAAACUGAAGUUUUCCUUGGCAUUGAAAGUAACGAAGAUAACCAGUGGAUUGACGCAUACUCCCGGGGGAGUAGUGGCAUAGAGUUCAGUUCAACUGCAGCUGAAACUUGCUCUAUUUCAAGGCAUAAUAAUGUUUGGUCUGAGGUUACUUCCUCGGAAUCUGUUGAAAUGUUGUUAAAAUCUGUUGGACAGGAGGAGUUUAUCCCUAGCGAAGCUGUUUUACAGGAAUCGGAUGCCUGUGAUGAACUGGCUUGCUUAGCUAAGCAAAUGGAGCCCAAUCUAAACCCUGAUAAGGAAAAUGAGUUUAAAGAUAAUGCUACUGAUUUUCAGCCGCCUAGUUGUAUUCAGGAAAACUUAUCUGGAUCGAAGGAAGAUGUAGAAAUGGAUCAGUCAGCUGGAGUUUCCCAAGGUCACGAAGGCAAAUUAUCAAUUGAUGGAAGUUUAAGUAAUCUGAAACCAACUGAUUUACAGCCAGCUAGUUGUAGUCAGGAAAACUUGUCUGGAUUGAAGAAGGAUGUAGAAAUGGAGCAGUCUCCAACUGUAGUUUCCCAAGGCCAUGAUGGCGAAUUAUCAACUGAUGGAAGUUUAAGUAAUCCAAAACCACAUGAUAUGCACAGAAAUUUGGGCUUGCCUGCAUCUAGGGGGGUUCUUUUUACUGAUGACAAAAGUGACGAUACAAGCCAAAGAGUUGAGACUGUUGCUGAUGAUUAUCUUGAUGAAAAAAUUCAAGUCGACUCAUCUGCUUCUGGGGUGACGACUAAUUUUAUUGCAGCUUCUACGCAGAAUAUCUCUUCUUCUUGUGAUGUCUUAAACAUUCAAAAUGUUGAAAAUCAAGUGGUUUGUAUUGGUGAUGAGGAGCAAAGUUCUUUACAGAUGCGAGCUAAUAAGCAAGAUUUUGGAUCUUCUAUGAUUAACACAGAUCCUGAUGUUGACGCUCAAAUUUUUAAUGUGAAUGCCGUUGGGGGUGAAACACAUCAUUCUGAAAAACCUCAGUGUUCAAUCCCUGUGGAAGAAGCUUUUGAAAGUGGGAGUGCUGCUGAAGGCCUUGAGACUGGCGUAAGUAGUUUAGAGCACUCCUCGAACAUGGUAUUUGGUGGUACUUCUGAUUUGCAGAAAGCAGAUACAUGCAAUGAAGAUACAUAUUCCAGAGCUUCGUACCAGGGCAGUAUAAAUGAAGAUGUGAUCUCUAUUAAAGAUGCAGUGACGGUUGAUCAAUCUGCAUUGAAUACAAGUGACUUACCAAAUGUUGCAAUUAAAGAUGACUCUAGUUCUGAGAGUCAUCAAGUUGAGCUUAGUAACUCUGAUCGCAGGACUUGUCCUAAUUUUCAGCAGAAUGUGGUUAGUCUUGAGAAGACAUAUGAUGAUAGCAGUGCUUCUAAGGAAAAAGAAUUAUUGAACAUUGGUAACCAGAUUUACUCAGAGGUUUUAUCAAGUAAGUCAGAGGCAUCUAUAUGUCUUGUAGCUGACCAUAACGCUUCUACUGUUAGUGAAGGAUAUAGUGGUAGAGAUGCAGAAGGUAUUUUCUGUUCUGAUAAGGUGGAUUCUACAAAUUCUUGCAUUUUGGGUGAGGCGACACAAGUAUGUGAAAACAACAAACCUGAUGAGCAGGGUGACCAUAAAAAAAUUUGUGAAGAUGAUUCUGUCAGUGAACUAGAGAGUAUAAAGGCCCCUUCUGAUUAUAGCCUACUUCAUUGUACUGUUGACCAAUCCCAUAUUGUUGAUGGGCGAGUUGGUUCAUCACCUCUUGGUGAUAGCCUGGAAACUAAGUUGACAACCUCCACUGUAUCAGUUGAUGCCAUGCCUAUCAGUAGUUCAGCUUCACAAUAUAUACUAGAAAAUAUUAUUUCAUCUUCGACACCCUGUGACAUAGUAGAUACUCCACCUCCUUCUAGUAGACUUGUGUCCACACAUGAAGUUACAGUUGACUAUGAAAUUCAGCGUAUGAAGCUUGAUGGGUCUGCUUCUGUUGAUGAAAAGGAAGACUCUGAAGCCAAAGUAUCUGAGGAAGCAGGCAAUAGUUCAGCUUCACAAUUUAUAUUAGAAAAUAUUAGUUCGACUUCGACAUCCUGUGAGAUAGUAGAUAUUCUUCCACCUCCAUCUAGCAGAAUUGUGUCCACACAUGAAGUUACAGCUGACUAUGAAGUUCAGCGGGUGAAGCUUGAUGGGUCUGCUUCUAUUGAUGGAAAAGAAGAAUCUGAAGCCAAAAUAGCCGAGGAAGCAAGCAGUUCUGUUCCCAUUUUGUCUCCUGAACAGGACGUUGCUUCUUGUCCUGUUACUGGAACUGAAAAGCAAGAAUUUUCUGACACUUCUAGACAGCUUGAGAAAGUAAGCAGUUGUGGGCAGAAAUCAGGGACUACUGCUACUGAGAAGAUUGGUGAACCUCAAGAAGCAGUAACUAAUAAGGUUGACCAGGAGUGCAUAAAAGAGGUUGGUUUGUCUGCAGUUCUAUGUGAAUCAAAAGAGAAACAAGGUGAUGGAAUUGCAGUUUCUUUUAUUCAGGGUGACAAGGAGGCAGUACAAGAGAAUCAUGACAAGCCAUGCUCAAAAUUACCAGGCUCCAUAUCAUCUUCUUUACCUGAUUCUCACAAUGAGUUGCAUGAAACUGGAGGCUGUCCUGCCAAUCUGACCAGUAUUACUUGUGGCCCAUCUGUUACAUUUGGAAGCCCUGUUGAAACUGAAAAGGAUGAUAAUCAAGUUAAGCCUACUGCUAAUCUGAACCCUCCAAUUUCUGAGUCCAUAAAUAAGGACGCAACAAACAUGUCUUCUGAUCAUGGUCAUAAGGAGAAUGAUGUAUCUAAAGAUGAGAAAAGCUUAACGCCUGAGGUAAAUCCAGUGGCGAAUUUGUCCAAAGAAGACAUUACAGAUUUGACUACAAAAGGAACAGGUACUGGCAAGAGGCAACCAGUUCCUGUUGUUGCAGCCAACAAAGAAUCAACGGUUGUGGAAGAAUCUCCACUGGCUUCUGGCUUAGGUACUCCCAAAACCAAUGUAGCAGGGAAUAUCCCAUGCGGGAGUCCACAAAUUUCUGAUGGUAAAUUAGCACGAAGUGUUUGUAAAGGCACCCCUGAGCGCAAACCUAGGCGAGCAUCUAAUAAGACAGCUGGAAAGGACACUUCUAGAAAGGGGAGUAAAUCAAAAACUCCAGUAAGACAGCAAGAAAAAGGGGAUAGAUCAAAUAGUGUGUCCUUGAGCCCAUCGCCCGGUUUCCAGCUGAUGCAAUCCAACGAGGUGCAGCAGUAUGGGCACAUUGAUUCCAUCCGUACAAAACCAUUUUCUCUUUUAAAUGCUUCAACAUCUAGCCUUCCAGAUUUGAACAGUUCUGUUUCUCCACCUGUUUUGUUUCAACAACCUUUCUUGAAUAUUCAGCAAGUACAAUUGCGUGCUCAGAUCUUUGUCUAUGGAGCAUUGAUUCAAAGCACCGUACCUGACGAGGCAUGUAUGAUAUCUGCUUUUGGGGGCCCAGAUGGUGGAAGGAGCAUGUGGGAGAAAUCCUGGUCUUUAUGCAGGGAAAGGCAGCAUGGUCAAAAAUCUCAUCCAAUUAACCCAGAAACACCUAUACAAUCACGAUCUGGUCCUAGAACCCCUGAUUUGGCAGCUAAGCAAAGUGCACUUCUAGGAAAAGGCAUCUCUUCACCUCUUGGCUUAGCCAGUAGCAAGGUUACUCCGGCAAUUGUAAACCCUUUAACACCCCUUUCAUCUCCCCUUUGGAGUUUACCAACUCCAUCUGGUGAUUCUCUGCAAUCUACUGCCCUUGCAAGAGGUUCUGUUGUGGAUUAUUCACAGGCACCGACUUCAUUACAUUCUUAUCAAACUCCACCUGUGAGAAACUUUCUUGGACAUAACACAUCGUGGAUGUCCCAAGCUCCCCUUCGUGGACCAUGGAUUGUUUCUCCUCCUCCUGCACUUGAUAAAGGUUCCCAUCUUUCAUCAUCACCUGUCACAGAUACAAAUAAGUUCAGUUCAGUCAAAGGAUCUUCUGUACCUCCUUCCUCUAGCAUAAAGAAUGUUCAACCUGGUCUGCCAGGUUCUUCUGCAGUUCUAAAAAGUGUGCCGGUGGCGACUGCCCCUCCGCUUGAUACAAACAAUGUGACGGUCUCACAUGCUCAGCAUUCUUCAGUUCCAAAGCCUAAAAAAAGGAAGAAGGUUCUGGUGUCUGAGGAUCCUGGCCAGAAGGCUAUGCAUUUUCAAUCCCAAGUAGUAAUGACUCCUGUUGCCAGCAGCCAUAUAUAUACUGCUGUUCCCACUGCAACCCCUGUUGGGAAUGUGCCAAUAACUACUGUUGAAAAGUCAGUUGUGUCUAUAUCUCCUGUAAGUCUUGCUGAUCACCUCAAAAGUGACUGGAAUGUUGAGAAGAGGAUUAUGUCAGAAGAUUCUCUUACGAAAAUUAUGGAGGCUAGGAUAAGCGCUGAGGAAGCUUCUUCUCUUUCUGCUGCUGCUGUGAAUCAUAGCCUGGAGAUAUGGAAACAGUUGGAUAAGCAAAAAAAUUCUGGAUUGGUGUCAGAUAUUGAGGCCAAACUAGCUUCUGCAGCAGUUGCAGUUGCAGCUGCUGCUGCUGUUGCAAAGGCAGCGGCUGCAGCUGCCAAUGUGGCAUCAAAUGCUGCAUUGCAAGCGAAACUGAUGGCUGAUGAAGCAUUGAUCUUAUCUGGUUGUGAGAGUUCUGGUCAAAUUUCUCUCUCUGAGGGAAUGAGUAACUUGGGAAAUGCAACCCCUGCUUCCAUCUUGAAGGGUGCUAAGGGAACGAAUAGCUCUAGUUCUAUUAUCGGCGCUGCAAAAGAGGCCGCAAGAAGGGGAGUAGAAGCUGCUUCAGCAGCCAGAAAACGAGCUGAAAAUAUGGAUGCUAUUGUGAAGGCUGCUGAGCUGGCAGCAGAAGCAGUAUCACAGGCUGGAAAGAUUGUUACUAUGGGUGAUCCGCUGCAGUUAAGUGAAUUAGUAGAAGCUGGUCCAGAAGGUUGCUGGAAAGCAGCAGCCCAGGAAUCUUCUCAGCAAGUUGGAUUAUUGAGAGGCAUGACUGGAGGUCUGAUAAACAUUCACAAUGUUGGAGACAGACUGGAAACUUCUCAUGUAGGUAACCAAGAUAUCUCAUCCAAGGAAACGGGGAAGCAGAUUGCUGCAACAGACAAGUCACCUUUUCAUGUGGUGCAUAAAGAAAUAUUACAUGACCAUAUUGAUGGCAUCUCCUCUGCUACUAACAUCACUGAGAAGAGUUCUAAAGGGCCAAAGGGUCGAAAGAUCUCUAAUUUGGUUAAUCCCAUUGGCGUGCUUCCUCAAUCUGAGACUGAAAUACAUGCUUCUUCCAAUGUUGGUGAUGGAUCUGAAAAUCUGGAGGACAAUAAGAUAAAGGAGGGCUCACUUGUUGAGGUUUUCAAAGAUGGAGGUGGAUUUAAAGCAGCAUGGUUCACAGCCAAUAUAUUAAGUUUGAAGGAUGGUAAAGCGUAUAUAUGCUACAGCGUGCUUGUAGCUGAUGAAGGUGAUGGGCCUUUGAAGGAAUGGGUUUCUCUCGAAGGUGAAGGAGACAAACCACCAAGAAUACGUGUUGCUCGUCUACGAAGUGGUUUUCAUAAUGAAGGAGUAAGGAAAAGAAGACGAGCUGCGAUGGUAGAUUAUUCUUGGUCCGUUGGGGAUAGAGUGGAUGUAUGGGUACAAGAAAGCUGGCAGGAAGGAGUUAUUACAGAUAAUAACAAGAAAGAUAAAACGUUUACCGUUCGCUUUCCAGCAAGUGGAGAAUCAUCAGUUGUCAGAGCUUGGCAACUUCGUCCAACACUUGUUUGGAAGGAUGGGAACUGGAUUGAGUCUCCCAAGGCCAGUGCAAAUGACAGUCCCACCAAUGAGGGUGAUACACCACGUGAAAAACGACCUAAAUUGGGUAGUCCUGAAGUAGAUUUAGCAAAAGGGAAAGACAAGAUUUCAGAUGGUCAAGCUUUGGAGUCGGCAAAUCCCAGCGAGUCAAGGUUACUUAAUUUGACUGAAAACGAUAAAGUGUUUAAUAUUGGCAAGAACAGCAAGAAUCAAAUCAAACCUGGUGUGCCCAGAAUGGGGAGGACUGGUCCUAAAAAAGAAGGAUCAGGAGUGAUUUUCGGUGUUCCUAAACCUGGGAAGAAAAGGAAGUUUAUGGACGUAAGCAAGCAAUAUGCUACAGAUGGGACAAACAAGACUAAUGAUGAAAAUGAUUCAGUUAAGCUUGCAAAUUUCUUGAUACCUCAGAGUUCAGGGUCCCGUGGAUGGAAAAAUAGUUCAAAAAUUGAUACCAAGGAGAAACUAGGAACCAACUCCAGGCCCAUCUUUACGUCUGGAAGGCCGCAGAGCGGUUUGGGCAGAGCGAUCCCACCAAGAGAAAAGCCUCCAAUUAACUCUCAUACCAAUGAUAAGACAAGUCGUUCAGAGAGGAUCAAGGAUUCUUCAAGCCAUUUUAAGAAUGCAUCUCAGAGUGAAAAUCAGAUGGUUGGAAACACUGGAGCUGGAGCAGGACCAACCUUGUAUUCUUCACUUGGAUCUUCAACUGAUUCUCAUCCCACUAAAAGAACAUCCACAUUAAGGGCAAGUAAAGGAAAACUUGCGCCCACUGGUGGAAGGGUGGGUAAAGCUGAGGUGGAGAAGACAGAUGGAAAUCUGGCGAAAUCAACAUCUGAUGUCAUGGAGCCUCGUAGGUCCAAUCGCAAGAUCCAGCCAACAUCAAGACUAUUAGAAGGAUUGCAGAGCUCUUUAAUUAUCUCAAAGAUUCCUUCUGGCUCACAUGACAAGGUUCACAAAAACCAGAAUCGUAAUACUUCUAAGGGCAAUAACCAUGAUUGAAUGGAGGAGUUGCAAGAAGCACCGUUCAGUUGAAAGACCAACAGUUAUGGGAUGACCUGCAAACUCGGCAUAAAUGUGUACAUUUAUUAUAUGUCAGGGAACAUAGGAAUGGAAACUAUUGUUUCCUUGGGUGUAGGCAGACUAGUCUAGUAGAUGUUCAUAAUGAUUUAAUAUUGUUUACAAUAUGAUUUGAUCCUUAGGUCUCGUGGUACUGUAGGCUGUAUAUGGAAUUUAUUUAUGUUGACUGGUUUAUAGAGGUUUGCUUAUUUCAUCAAUUGGUAACUUCAUUUA
Messenger RNA from Lotus japonicus, 7514 nucleotides. RefSeq lists its product as uncharacterized. NCBI's taxonomy places the organism in Eukaryota, Viridiplantae, Streptophyta, Magnoliopsida, Fabales, Fabaceae. The transcript is spliced from 17 exons. Bases 282 to 7223 code for a protein of 2313 amino acids. The record is from RefSeq and is a predicted model, not a curated record.